Messenger RNA from Ceutorhynchus assimilis (cabbage seed weevil), 1860 nucleotides. NCBI's taxonomy places the organism in Eukaryota, Metazoa, Arthropoda, Insecta, Coleoptera, Curculionidae. The record is from the annotation of a GenBank genome assembly.
AUGACUACCAAAUUCUACAAGUUAAAUGCUGCAAAGCUAAAUAUACCAUCGAUAAUAAAAAUAAGAAAGAUGCCCGAACAUUUAAAACAUAAAGAGAUAAUAGAAACUAAUUUAAAAAACUAUUCAGUUAUACGAGUAAUGAAAAGCACAACUUUAUCAAAAAAAGAUCAUAAAAAAAAUCGCUUUUACAACUCAAUAUCAUUUGAGCCACAUUUAGUACAAGUCGUAAUUAUUGAGAACCCAAUAACACUUUAUAAGUUUUUGAAGUCAACUCCAAAACAAUUAUUUAAAUAUACGAGAGGCUUGAAUAUAAUUUUGUUUUCUUCGAUCAAUGUCGAAAUCGAAGAUAUCCAAAAAUUUUUAAUUUUCUAUUGGGAAGAAUAUCAGAGAUUAAAUGUGAUCGUACAAGCACCAUUUUGUUGCAAAUUGAACACUUCUUGGGUUAUUUUCAAGCCUUUUGAACCAACUCAAUUCGGCUUUGGACAAAUUCAAAUUCACGAUUUGGAACAUAUGUUGCAAACUAACAUGAAUUUACUACAGAAUCAUGCUGCACGUUUGAAUGGUUACCCUCUACGUAUUUCUUUAUUCGAAAGAUAUCCAACAGCAUUGACGUCUUUACCGAAAUUAUUAGAAGAUUCAAAAAUUUAUAAGCCAUUUUCAAAUUCUCCUGGACUGUUCGGUGUUGAUGGUAUGUCUAUGAGAUAUUUAUCAAAAAUAAUGAAUUUCGAGAUAAAUUUAUGUACCGAUAGUGAAUGUCAAUAUUUCGGAGUAGUAUUCAGUAGUAAUAGAUCAGUUAUUGGAAGUUUGAAUAAAAUUUUAGAAAGAACUAUAGAUAUUCAAGGCAAUGGAUGGUUUAUCAUGGAUUAUGGAAUCAAAAAUCUGGAAUUUACUUUACCUUAUGAUUUUGAUGAGCUCUGCAUUGUAACGCUUAAAGCUCCUAAAAAACCCGUGUGGCUAAAAAUGCUUUUUCUGUUUAAAGAAGAUGCUGGCAUCGCUAUUAUUGUUACAAUUUUAUUGUUGACUGUUAUAAAUAGGCAACAUUCAUUAAUCGACUCUGCUAUGGAAAUGUAUUGCAUACUUAUUGGACAACCAUCGUUGUGCGCUAUAAAAAAAAAUCAGCUUUGGAAAAGAAUCCUCAUUGGAAGUGCUUCAAUAUUUUCCUUAAUCAUCACAACAGUUUUUACGUCGACAUUAUUUAUGGCUUUACAAACCGUAACUUAUUUCCCUAAUAUGCAAACUCUGGAGGAAGUUGAUAAUUCCAAUGUAAAAAUGAUAAGCUCUUUUGAUCCAUUUGCAAAAAGCCCUUUGAAGCUUUAUGAAAGAUUGUCAAAAAAAUUCAUGUUGGAUCCAAAACUAACUGACAUUUUAAAAUGUGUCGUUCAAGGCCUAGGAGCUGGAGUGGAACGAUAUACCGAUGGACAGCUCAGGAUUGCAACCGAAUAUUUAAGUCCAGAUGGGAGCCCUCUAUUGCACAUAGUCCCUGAUUGUCCCAAGAAAAUGUUUUUAGGUUACCUCACCCCUAUGGGUUCACCUUAUUUGGAAGUUAUCAACUAUUACUUACGGAAAUUCGGCGAAGCUGGCCUUUUCAUCAAAUGGCAUCAAGAUUUUAUUUAUGCUAUAAAGUUAGUAGUCCAAACGCAUCAUCACAACAAGCAUGGGAAAAUAAGGGUUUUGGAUUUGAAUGACGUUUAUGUGGCUUUUUGUAUUUUGAUUUACGGAUUGUUGGGCUCUUUUUUCGUGUUUUUAGUGGAGAUUUUGAAGGGACAAUACGAUACGCGAAGACAACGAUUGAAAAAUCAAGGAAGAAGAAAAUUUAUUUGUAAUAUUUUCAGACUUAAUAAUAAAGGAGUUUAUAAGUAA